CUCAUACUUCGUGGUUCCUUUAAUCGUGACAAUGUUGAUAGUGCCAAUAAUUCACCUGCCAGUAAAAAAAACAUUGUACAAUUUCAACGAAAGACGAGUCUUCUACGGUAUCAAUCAAUUAGUUGUCUUCAAACAAAAUAUCUUAUGAAGUUAAGAAGGAUGACACUCAUCUUCACUCUAAGUUGCACCAUAACAUUCAUCACAAGUGUUUAAAAACCAGACCUUUCUCUCUCCUCACUCCACCGUCCGGUGCUGAAGACGUGACCAAUGUCGGCGACGGAUAAGCUCUUCGUCAAGAUCUUCGAACGAAAAAAGCAAUUCAUCGAGCAAGUUCGUCAGGAAUCGCUUCUCUGGGAGGACAAUCUUCGUUACCUACUCAUUCUCAAUGGAAUUUCCCCUCCUCCAUGGCUCAAUAACUCCGCCGCUCACUCCUCUUUCCCCUCAGAUCCCAAAGAUCUAUUCAAAGAUGAUACUGUUUAUCAAGACCAACCAUCACAAGCACAAUUUGGAGUUCCUUCGGUUGGUGACAUUGCAGUCAGUACAAUAAUCUGGAUGUUGUAUCUGACGAUUUGCGUAAUGAAGUCGAUGAUAUUAAAAAAAGACCAUGAUACAGGGGGAAGGCUUUCUAAUUUUCCAGAUUGCUCAGUUAGUAAUGUUGGAUGUGCCUCAAGUGGUCCUCUAGAAUUGGAUUCAGUUGUUGUUUCACCUCAGAAUCAGAUAGAACAAAGAGUCUCAGAGAGUUUCCUUGAUUCGGCAGUGUCAUUUUCCAAGUUGCAUAGAUCAAGGUCAAGGCAGAAAGCUCUGGAGCAAUGUAACAGUGCAAAAGCGUCCAAACCAUUGUCAGUAGAUGGUGAUAAUGUUGGGGAUUGUACUGCUGGAGCUGCAUGUUCUGCACCACCAUCUCUACAGGAAGAUCAUAUCAAGGAGUUAGGCUUGGUCAAUGAGUUUCACCCAAACAACCGAAGUUGUUUGACGGAAGAAAUGAGAAAAGGGGGUUGUCUAACUCGAAAAGACCACAGUUCUAAUUACACUGGCCGUAAAACAAGAUCUAAAAGUUCAUCCCAGAAGUUUAACUCUUUGAGUAUCCGUAGUUUUUCUGUAGAAAAGGAACAUGGUCCUCCACUUAAUGAUUUGAAUGAGGAAAUGGAGCUUAUCAGCCGGCCUUCUUUUAUAAAUGGAAGUUGUGGGGUUCAGGAGCCAAAUUUAAUAGAUUUUCAAAACAAGGACGUUGGAAGCAGUGUCUAUGAUAAAAGAUUAAGCAUACAUAGAACUUCUAGCCAGGCAGAACAUAGUAGUGAAUUAUUAAACUUAGACAGCUCCUCAGGAAGAUACAAAGUGGUUGAAGUAUCUGAUAUUAAUCAACCAUGUUCUCAUGUUGAGUUAAAGGAUGUAAGCAAAACCUCUGAUUGUAUCAACGGAAGUAGGCGGAAUAUUGUUAAAGAUGGUGAUUUCUGCCAAACUGAACAAGAAAGUAACAUUCAGAGUAGGUUAAGACUACAUAGAAGUUCAUGUCCAUCACCAGGGGAUGAUUUUUUCACAACCAAUGGUUCUGGAAAGUCUAUCGAUAAAUCUGUGCAAUUACCUCAACCUUUAAUUUUGAAGAAUUUGCAGGACCCCUCAGUGGCCGUUGUUGGGUCUUUAUGUAGCCAAGAGGAACCUCACAUUUCUGAAGUAAAAACAAAAGAAUAUUUAAGUAAAAAUGGUUCUGGAAAUAUAUACUUAACCAGAAAUUCAAAGUUAUCAAAGUCUCCAAAUUCCAAAUCUCGCGGGCAAAGGGCUACCCAUUUCACAUCACCUAUAAGAAGAUAUGCAGAUGUCAUUGUAUACAGGCUACUUGUUGCUUCUAUAGGAAUAUCCAAGUUGCCAUUUGUAUUUCAAGACAGGCUACAGCUCACUAGUAUUGCAGACAAUUUAAAUUAUAGGCACAGAAAUGCUCAGAUGGCAGGGCGGGCAUCUGUAGAGCUGCAUACUCUCAUUUAUUUCCGAAAGAGGCCAACAGAUACGGAGGCUAGGAUAGUAAAGAUAAGAUCUAAUGGAUUUUUUGUGUUUGUCCCCAAAUACGGCAUUGAGGGACCUGUAUAUUUGACAACAAGAGAUGAAAAGGGUAGUGGAGAAUGGUAUGUAGAUGAACAAGAGCAAAAGAUUAAAAAGAUGGAUGGCAGUUCUUCAUACAACAUUUUGCAAACAGUACAAAUUCACAUGGAGGUUGUGGAACCUCAGCCUAACCGGCCAAAACUUCAGCUUACUCUCAUCUAGAGAUAUAAUGAGCAUUCAACAAGAAGCAUGUUGUGAAAUGUACCUCCCAUUUAUAUUGCUAUCCGUGUUUCAGCACUUGAAGAUGCCUGAUAUUGGAAUUGACUGGCAUGAAUGUUUUGUUGGAAGGGAAAGAAAACAUAGGUUCUGCUGUAGCUUGAAAUUCCAACCUUUUAGCUAGUAAUCUAAAUAUCAGCUUGUAAAUCUAUGUCAAUGAUGCAGUCACAGCAUUUCUCCAUGGGGAGGUCUGCCGGUUUCAGCUUGGGAGGAUCUUAUUCAUCAAAUCAUACUCAACAGCAACAGCAGCAUACUCCUUCUGCCAAUAACAACGGUGUCUCUUUUCAUCUGUGGACAAUCAAGAUCUUCACCUACAUGGGUCGGACGUUUUUCCGUCUCCAAACUCUACGUAUCAUUCACAGACCAGCGGACCUCCUGGCAUUGGAUUAAGGCCACUAAAUUCUCAAAAUAAUGUUUCUGGUACAGGUUUAUAUGACCAGCUCAUCCAGCAGUAUCAACAGCACCAGAAUCAGUCCCAAUUUCUCCUUUAACAUACUUCUGCGUUUGGUGCAGUUACACCUCCAAGUGCGAGGUAGAUAAUUCCCUUCGAAAGUCUUAACUUGCAUCCCUCGGAGGCCCCGAGAGUUUCGUUGUCUUUGAUCAUACAGAUUUUCCACCAUAGCAUGUGAAUAUUCACAGCGGAGACAAACUCGUUAAAAACUCAACACGGCACGAUAUCCUUUUGCAAUAACAACACACAAAAA
Molecule: messenger RNA, 3014 nt
Organism: Lathyrus oleraceus (garden pea)
Lineage: Eukaryota; Viridiplantae; Streptophyta; Magnoliopsida; Fabales; Fabaceae
Exons: 1
Coding region: 268-2256 (662 amino acids)
Biological process (GO): nuclear mRNA surveillance of mRNA 3'-end processing; rRNA catabolic process
Cellular component (GO): cytoplasmic exosome (RNase complex); nuclear exosome (RNase complex)
Molecular function (GO): 3'-5'-RNA exonuclease activity; endonuclease activity
Source: RefSeq, a predicted model, not a curated record